GUUUGAAUUCCGAUUUCGUCAACACUCUGAUUCCACAACACUAAUUCCAAUGCAUUGGAUUUUCUGUAUUGUUUACAUCCUGGGUUAAUGUGAUAAUCGUUUAUUCGAUAUUAUUCCAAUUGAGAAUUAUCAAUGUUAUCGAUUUUGCUUCGAUAUUUUUACGAUUUAUCAGCUGUGACAUUGUGGCGGCCAAAUUUCACAACAAACCAAGAAAAGCUGAUUUUCUGUGCCUCUGUGUGAUAAAUUUUAAUGCUUAAAGUGAGAAAUGGCAUUUAAUAAGGAAUUUGUUGUAGCCGUAUUAGAUAUACGGCCAUGCGCCAAUGAAAAUUUGAAAUUGAAAUCUGUGAAAUUAGUAUCGGAACUUUUAAAAGACAAGAUUUGUGCGGGUAAAAAAGAUUUCGUGUCUUUUGUUCUACUUGGCACUGAAAAAACCUUAAACGAUGUUAACGAACAUGUUUUUCCGGACGGUUAUAACAAUAUAACUCAAUAUCAACAGCCACAGUGUCCCACCUGGCAAUUACUUUUGAAUUUCUAUAAAUUUGUUAAUGAGGAUGCUUGUGAUGAUGGUGACUGGCUUGAUGCAUUAGUAGUUGCUAUGGAAGUAAUUAAAAGGGGUGAAGAGUGUUUUAAAUUUCAAAAAUCACGUAUAUUAUUUUUUUACGAUUUCAAUGAUACGCGAAAUUCCUACGAUAUGUUUGACGUUAUCGUACAAAAUGUGGCACAAACAGAAGUCGAAUUGGUCGUAAUAUCAGAAAAUAUACAAUAUGUUGACAAUCCAAUUAGCGGCGUCCCCAAAGUAAUAUUUCGGGAUGGCAAAAAAAGCAAACAUCAACUAAAAAAUGAAGACUACGCUUUGCAAUUGAUUACCAAUUGCAGUGCGAAGUUCUAUAAUUUUGAAGAAGCGAAACAUUGUAUAUUCAAAACUAGCAACAAACGUCCAUGGGUAUGGAAUAGUAAACUAACAAUUGGUACAGAGAUCAACAUUAAAAUAUCUGGUGUUAUUUAUAUGAAAGAUGAAAGUAAUAUCAAAUUGAAAAAGUGUUGGGGUCACGAAGAGGAACUUGUUUCACGUGAAUUAAAAUCGUAUGUACGUGGUGCAGAGAUUGAGCCCACUGAGGAGGAACUCAUUGAUGGUUAUAUGCUAGGCUCCACACCAAUACCCUAUGAUGAGUCAUUGAAAGAAGAUAAGGAACGCUAUGAGCCUGGCUUGAAGUUUGUAGGUUUUAUGAAACGUGAUUCCAUACCGGAGGAGUAUUUCUGUGGCGAUUCUUUAUACUGGAUUGUGCAUCAGAAAGGUAUGAAUGCUUCAGCGCAGAAAUUAGAUGCAUUAGUACGCGCUAUGACGAAUACAAAUAUGGCUAUGCUUUGCUGCAAAGUGUAUAGCAAUGCGUUUAACACACCGAAAAUGGUGGUUCUAUUACCCAAUGAGCUGCAUCCGGACAGACCUGCUUCACUUACAAUGGUCGAAAUUGCCUAUCAUUCACAAUAUCAGUACUUUCAAUUCCCGCGGCUUCGUACACAAAAAACGGAUUGCACUAAAGAGCAAAUCGAUGCCAUAGAUGAUCUAAUUGAUGCAAUGGAUCUAACUAUAAAUACUAAAGAGUGUGAUGAGCCACGUGACACGUAUCACUCCGAUCUGUUACCCUUUGAGUCAUUGUCACAUAUUUAUGAACAGAAUGUGUUGGAUGUUUUAGAGCGAAAAAUUAUAUCAAAUGCUAGCGAAGAUGAUGAGCAAUUCGCCGAAAUGUUGGAUGAUAAGAAUUUUGUAGAAAUCUUCUGGAAAGUGCCUGAAAUGCGUGAAAAGCAUGCAAAACGUGCGGCUAAAGUGGUAAAAUCCUUAUUUACAUUAGAAGAAAACGAACCGGACAAAACAACAACAACUGCUAAGAUUAAAGCAGAAUUUGGUGGAACAAGCACUGCUACCGAUAGUAGCACUGCACUGAGUUUUGAUAGUGUUGGCGAGGAAACGCCAGCAGAUGAUUUUCGUCAAUUAAUAGAAAAUAAUGUUUUGAAAAUAGAAAAUCGUACCGAGCGUGAUGCGAAAUUUCAGAUUUACGCAAAGCAAAUACGCAAUGUUGUUUGGUCAUUAUUAUUUGAAACUAAGGAGAGUUUAAAUUUUGAAAAUUUGUCAGAAGCGUUAGCAAUUUAUCGUAAAUACUGCUAUGACUUUAACUCAUUCGAUGACUACAACAACUGGAUUAGUGAAAUAAGAACACAAGUUGUACAAAGCAAACUGCAAAGAUUCUGGGAAAAUGUUGUGGUUAAUAAGAAUUUGGGUCUUUGCUUUGUGAUUACGGAUACGCAGGAAAGCCAACAGGCGUUAAAGAACUUCUAUGAGUUACCCAAUGACGAUGUGUAGGCGAUGAUUCAGAUAGUGUAUUUUUUCUCUUUUUGUUAUAUUUGAAAAUGUUUUUUUAUUGAACCUAAAUUUAAUUAAUUACGAGUUUCUAUAACUGUAAAAACAUUCACAUAUGUAUAUAUUUAUAUUAUACCUUUAAAGAAGUAUUUUUUCCAAAUUAAAUUGUUAUUUAUGAAUUUAAAGUUGAUG
Messenger RNA from Zeugodacus cucurbitae (melon fly), 2548 nucleotides. RefSeq names its product X-ray repair cross-complementing protein 5 (gene Ku80). The record is from RefSeq and is a predicted model, not a curated record. Bases 266 to 2359 code for a protein of 697 amino acids. Gene Ontology annotation, biological process: telomere maintenance; double-strand break repair via nonhomologous end joining; cellular response to X-ray. Lineage: Eukaryota; Metazoa; Arthropoda; Insecta; Diptera; Tephritidae. Gene Ontology annotation, molecular function: double-stranded DNA binding; telomeric repeat DNA binding. The transcript is spliced from 6 exons. Gene Ontology annotation, cellular component: Ku70:Ku80 complex.